Messenger RNA from Paramormyrops kingsleyae, 2752 nucleotides. RefSeq names its product CD82 antigen-like. The record is from RefSeq and is a predicted model, not a curated record. Lineage: Eukaryota; Metazoa; Chordata; Actinopteri; Osteoglossiformes; Mormyridae. Gene Ontology annotation, cellular component: plasma membrane.
CAUUGUGACGCUCGAAGGGCUUAAAGCGUUUAAUACGCGUGGCUGCCACAUGGCGGAGUCUCAAAAGUUUCCCAGGACUUCGUUUCAUUCUCACACGAUCCGCCGCCCAGAGACAGACGGACUUCGACUCGCCGUUUCAGCUCCACAUCGCAUAAAAGAGUCAGAGCCAUGGGGAAGGGCUGCAUUGCAGUGACCAAAUACAUCCUGUUCUUCUUCAACCUCCUCUUCUUCCUCUUCGGUUUGCUAAUCCUGGGAUUCGGGCUCUGGGUUCUCCUGGACAACCAGAGUUUCAUCGCCGUUCUGCAGGAGUCUUCUUCCAGUCUCAAGGUGGCGUCCUACAUCUUGAUCGGCGUUGGCUCCCUCUCCGUUCUCAUGGGCUUCCUCGGAUGCUUGGGAGCCAUCUACGAGAUCCGCUUCCUGCUGGGACUGUACUUUACCUGCCUGCUGUUGAUUCUCAUUGCCCAAGUGACAGCUGGUGUGCUCAUCUACUUCCAGCAGGACCUGCUGAAGAACGAGUUGUCUGGCAUCGUCAACAAGAUUAUCGUGGAGUACACGGGGAAAAACAAGACCACGGAUAAGGCCUGGGACUACAUCCAAAGGACGGUCAAAUGCUGUGGCUGGAUUGGACCUAGUAACUGGACUGAGAACUCUGUGAACAAGAACGCUACACGGAGGUUGUACCCCUGUUCCUGUUACAAUAACUCCCAGGAAGAGACUGGGUUUUGUGACAGUAUGUCCGCAAACUGGACUAUCUAUGAUAAGGGCUGCAUCUACAGUGUGGAGACCUGGCUCUUCAGUAACAUUGGAGUUAUUUUGGGAAUCUGUGCAGGAGUAGCUUUCAUUGAGCUGCUGGGGAUGAUCCUGUCUUUGUGCCUAUGCAAGAGUGUCCACCAGGAAGACUACACUAAAGUGCCGAAAUACUGAAUCUGAGAAUGGAGGGACUGCUCGCUUGCACUCCCACACAAGCUACACACUCUGCCAGCCCACAGAAUUCACAUUCUCUCUCCCCUUAAAACCUCCAGAUACUGACUCCUGUAUCUUUUGAACUUGCUAAAAAAAACAAAAAAAAAAAACAGGACCAAGUACUGCCACAGGUGGCACACCCAGUCAGACAACACAGUGGUCUGUGAUUUCUGUAAUUAAUGGAAACUAAAAAUCCCUGAAUUAUAAUUGGUACUUUACAAUAGCACAUACAACAAAUCUCUAUUUUGACUUUUUUUUUUUUUUUUUAAAAGGGGAAGAACUAUCUUAUGUAGACCGAAUUUUAAACUUUUUUUAAACAGUUUACUGUGUCCCUCAGACUCACCCUAGUGUUUGGAUUGUGUGGUAGAUAGAACAUCUAGAAAGGUAACUGCUUAACUAAGUAAGUAAUUUUUACUUUUUUUGUACUUAUAAACCUUUUUGUUUAUAUUCUGUUGCCGAGUUUCCUCUGAGCACUUUAUUACGUUUUGAGAUGAGGUUUGUUAACGUUGAGGUGGGGGGGGCAGUGUGGAUCUCGGUGGCAGUGCCGAGAUGAGGCACUUGGGCCUCUUGGGUUUGUUGGUGGAGUCUUUCGUUCACUUUUAAACUCCCAUUUUUGGGAGGCCCAGGAACAAACAGUGGUCUGGACGGGGAGGGGGACACUCACAGGGCCCCCUGUUGUUACCACUGCCCCACUGCAUAAACUGAGGAUGUUGGCGAGAUUUGAAAGCGUGUUGUUGCUGAGUUUGCAGCUUCCAGUUCCCUGUGGGCUUUCUGCUAUCAGCACAAGUCUGUCAGCAGGAAGCUGUUAGCUACGGCUGCCACCUUUCAGUCUUGUCAUCGCUGUCCUUAUGGCCGUACCAGCUGAGGUGGCAAGCAAUCACUCCCUCCGCCCCGUGAGCUCCACGCCAACUGGUCUGUCAACAGAAGUGCCAAACGGAAUUGUUUUGCUUAAACUUUAUCAUCCUUUUGUGUGCAUGAUAUUUUCCUGCCCUUUUUUGUGUAUAAAAUUUAGAUUAUAUAUAUAAAGAACGUAUAAGUGGUUAGACUGUUUGCUCAGCAUUUUUGUUUGGGGAGAAGCCGCCAUCCGUAUGUUAAUCGCUUUCGAAAAGCCUUUGUUCGUUUCCCAUGCUGUUGUUUUUGAUGUACAGAUUUUUGGCCGGCCGGUCAGCACUGUCAGCAGUAUAUAGCAGAACGUGAAGAUCUGUAGAGCUUCCACAGGAAAGAGUGUUUCGCAGAUCCCUUGCUCUCCUUAAUGCCAGCCCGCUACUAUUGCUAACCUUCCAUUGCACGCGUUCCCCACACGUAGCUUUGGUUUAGCGAGCCCGCGCACUGCUGCUUGUUUAAGGACACUUGCCGAACUUGCCUAAGCUUGACAUGCAGCCAGACUCCCUGGGAACUGUUACUCUUAAGCUGUAUAAUAGCUGAUGCAACUUUCAGCUGAGCGUAAGUAUUAUAGCCCCAUUAGUUUAUAUUUCUAGUUGUACACAUGGUAAAUUUCCUAUAAAAAAAACAACAAAAAAAAAUUGAGGCUUUGUCUUGGUAUCUCUUAGAAUAAAAAUAUUAUGUAAAAUGUAAAAAAAAUUUUUUUUUGAGUGAUUCCUUUAUUUUAAUUCUACGAAUUAAAAGUUUAAAGGUUCGGUUAAAUACUGAAUGCGAGUACGAUGGUGUCUAUUCACAAUUUGUCUUUAAAACCCAAGAACACUUUAUUGUAAAUGUCCAUUUUCCAUUCCACUUAUUUUUUUUUCUUGUUCAAUCGCUGGAACUUGGAAUAAAGUGAACACCUCACAAA